Molecule: messenger RNA, 276 nt
Organism: Rotaria sordida
Lineage: Eukaryota; Metazoa; Rotifera; Eurotatoria; Philodinida; Philodinidae
Source: the annotation of a GenBank genome assembly
AUGAAUCAAUAUUUUACAAAACCAAUCGAUGAAGGAAUGUAUGCAGAUGAAACCGGUGGAAAUUGUGAUGAUUAUGAUGAUGAUAUGGGCGUUGGCAGUGGUGAAGCAAUGAUGCGUAUUGAUUCUUCAUCAGCUACUGGUUAUAUGUCGCAUCAUUUAUCAUUAAUGGCAACAGAAAAAAUAGUUCAUGGAGAUUUUUUUAAUGAUUUUGGUGAUCUUUUCGAUACAGACAGUUUUGCUCUUAAUGCUACAACAACAGGACAUGUAACAGCUUGA